AGUCCGCGAAUAAAAAUUUAUAGAAAAUUAUUGUCCAAGAGAAAAAGUGUUUUUUAAAUAGUUUGCUAUUGAAUUCAAUCAAGACAAAGUUAUGAAACAAACUCGUAAAAAUAAAACGGAUAUGAUAAGCGUGACAGUUUGUGCAUAAACAUAAGAAAAGUGCUGAGAAUAAAAUAUUUUUUGUCCUUGGAUUCUUUUUUUUUUUGAUCCAGACGAGAAAAGACAAAAAGAAAGAGUAAUAAAGAUAAAUGUAAAGGAAUCUCACGUCAUCAUCAUCAUCGUUGUCGACAGUAGAUGGUUAUCAGAGUAAUUGAAACGAUCAUGACAUAAUGUACCAAAUUUUUUCCGAGCCAAGUGAGGAGAGAAAUGUAAAUUGAUGUCAACUUCGAAAAAGACCUUUGAUACAUAUAUGGAUCAUUAUUCUGUGUGUUGUUGACUGUUGUGCUAAAAAGAAGAAAUUAAAUAUUCAAAACAUGAUGAUGAAGAAGCACCAAAAGCAAUUGUGAACAAAGACAAAGAACAACAACAAAAAAAAAGUUAAAAAAAUUUUCAUCGUCAUAACAAAAGACAAAAAAGUAUUAAAAAAAACAAAGUCGGAAAUUAUCAUUAAUUUUCACAUGAACAGUUUAUAUUUUAAUAUCGGCAAGAAAAAAGGAAAAUGGAGAAAUAAUAAUUAUGUGUGUAUGUGUCUCUAUGUCACAGUGAAUUAAUUAUCGUGAAGUUAAAUAGAAAAGAAAAAGAAAACUUGAAGUAAAACUGCAAAAAAAGAGGAAAUGUCGCACCAAAGAAAGGAAGAAAUAUUGUCGCUAAUAACAAAUUGAACGUCUUAAACAAUUAUUUUUCCAUUUCAUUUAACUUUUGUUUUGUGUUUUUAAUUUUUAUUUAAUUACAUUGUGUGUGCCCAUCAUACUAAAGAAAGAAAGCUGCAAAAGCUUCAAAGAAAGACAAAAAACGAAAACUUAUGAAUUUUUUUUGUUUUAAUAAUCAAACAUCUCUGAUUUGCUUUUCUUGAUUCAUCGAAAACAAUCAAAAACACAAAAAAAAAUAAUCAAAAAACUUUGCACGCGAAAAAUCAAAAAAUCUUAUGAAAAACAAAACGCUUCAAUCAUGACAACAACAGCAAAGCAAUCAUCAUCAUCGACGGAUGUAAGAGGAUCAUCACCUGCAUCAUCAAAUUUUGAAGCUGCUGAAGAUCUUGAAACGAUUGCAAAACAGAUUUCAGAUCAUGCUGAAGCGAUUUAUCAAGAGUGGAAAGCGAGAGGUUUAGCACCAACUGAGAUUCUCAAGUGCCAUCCAGACACUGAUUCAACCGGUUUUAAUCGAACAUUAAGCCCUAAAUCAUCACCUACCACACCACAAUCAUCAACAUCAUCACGUACAAUUCUCGAUCGACAUUCGCCAUCAUCGCCUUUAUCACCGGAAAUUCUCGCAAAAGCGCCGGAUUUAUCCAACAGUAAUCUCAAGCAACUGGUGAAUUCGUUUGUGAAUGAAGACAAAGCCAGACUCGCCGCACAAAGAAGCGACAGUCCCAUCGGCACUUCCAUCAAAUACACAUUGAAAAAGUUUGAAAAUUUAGGUGAAAGAUCGCCAUCACCUGUUGCAAAUCCGCCAUCAUAUUCAUCAAAUGCCAAAUCAUAUUCGUCACCACAACAGCAAGAUAUUAUCCAUAAGACUAAUAGUACUCUAACUAACAAUAAUAAUAAUAAUAACUUAAAUUAUCUGAAUAAGAAUGAACAAUCGCAACAGCAUCAUGUGCCAGAUGUUCUAAAAGAUACCAUCGAGAAGAGUUCAAAGCGACAAAAGCCUGAAACUCCCGUAAAACCGGAGCAUUUGCUCAAUCACGUUCCCACAUGGCCAUUGAAGCAUCGACAAAUUGUGCAAAAUAAUAAAAGUGAUAUGAAGACACCAGUUGAUAAGAAGGUGACACCACCAACGUCAUCAUCGAAGUCACCUGACAUUGAUGUCAUGGAUGAAGUGUCACGUGAAGAAGAGAAAUUAAUAAAUGCGCUCAAAACCGGCACGGUAUUGUCGAACAAUGAAUGUCUUCCGGAAGUGAUAAAAUCGUCCUUAAAUGAAUACAAAGUGCAAGCUGAACAGCAGCUCAAUGGCAUUAGUACAGUUAUGAAAGAGAACAGUCGAAACGAUGACGCACUUUCACAGCCUACGCCACCCCCACAAAAGCCUAAUCAUACGCCCAUUUAUGUACCACACAAGGAAGAACAGUCGAAAGGAUUUUCAAGUUUCGCACGCGUUGCUACAACUCGAAUACCAAGUCGUCAUGAUUCAAAGUCAGAUGAUAAGAAAUUUGAAUUGAAAUCAGUGCCAAGUCCCGUGCGACCGUUUUUAUCACGUGGCUCUGUCGCUGAACGUGUAUUGAUUUUUGAGAAAUGUCCGGAAAAAGCACCAAUACGACAACCUGCUGAGAAACCUAAAAUUCAGAUUAAGCCGGCGAGUAAAAUUCUUCCACCACUACACUCAACUUUGCAAAGGCAUUUGAGAAAAUCAACAAACUUCACAAUACCGCAGUUUUACUUUCCUAACGGCAAACCACCACCAGCCAUCACAACCGAAACAACUGUACAACGAUUGGAGCUGGUAUUCAAUCAAUUCGAAAACUAUGAGAUACCUCGAGAUAAAUUUCACAUUGUCGUUACUGUAUGUCAAGUGCCAUUGUACUGGAGAGUGCCAUUGUUCAUGUGUACGCAAUUAACCAAGACAGGUUGUGUAAAUGGAAAUCGCUUUCUCGAUUUUUGGAGGCAAAUGACCUCGUUUUGUCACGAUGCUGCAUCACGUUUUAUUUACAUCAUAUCACGUGGCAAUAAAUCACGUCCUUACAUGUUACCAGAAGAUUUAGCGCCGCUUAUUCAAGACGUUGUUGACUCUCAUCCAGGACUUGCAUUCCUUAAAGAAGCGGCUGAGUUUCAUUCGCGUUACGUCCAUACAGUCAUUGCUAGAAUAUUUUAUAGUGUAAAUAGAAGUUGGUCGGGUAGAAUAACAGUUGGUGAGCUUAGGAAAUCGAAUUUAAUGGAAGUGAUACAACUGCUGGAAGAAGAAGAAGACAUCAAUCAAAUUAUGGCUUAUUUUAGCUAUGAACAUUUUUAUGUUAUUUAUUGUAAGUUUUGGGAAUUGGAUCGUGAUCAUGAUUUGUUUAUCGAUCAACAAGAUUUGGCAAGACAUAACGAUCAUGCUCUCUCAUCGCGUAUGAUUGAAAGAAUCUUUUCGGGUUGUGUAACACGUGGACGAGGACGACAAAACUCACAAAAUGCUCAAAAUUCAUCGCGAAUGUCUUAUACUGACUUUGUUUGGUUUCUUCUUGCGGAAGAAGAUAAAAAUCAUCCGACAGCUAUUGAAUAUUGGUUCCGUUGUAUGGAUAUUGAUGGUGAUGGAAUUCUUUCGAUGUACGAAUUAGAAUAUUUUUACGAAGAACAACAACAUCGAAUGGAGCAGUUGGGAAUUGAAACUUUACCAUUUGAAGACUGUUUGUGUCAGAUGCUCGACAUGAUUAAGCCAAUAAAACGCGAUUGCAUAACACUAACCGAUCUGAAGCGUUGUAAAAUGACGCCGAUAUUCUUCGACACAUUCUUUAAUCUUGAAAAGUACAUGGAACAUGAACAGCGUGAUCCAUUUGCUCAAAAGGAAGGUGAAGAGUUGUCGGAUUGGGAUCGUUAUGCUGCUCAGGAAUAUGAGUUGUUGGUUGCUGAAGAAAGUAACGAUGGAACUGGAUUUGAUGACACCGAUGAGUAUGAGCCGUACGAUUCAAACGUUGAAUUGUUGGAAUCACAAAUCGACGAUUGUUCAAAUGAAUGGUGAAAGAAUUCAACAGGCAGUGCAUUUAAAUUGAAAUCUUUCGAUGAUUUUACAAAGAAGAACUUCGUUAAUUAAUCACAACACACAUCACACUCUUUAUUUUCCUUCAUUCGAUAAAUUAUUAAUUAUCUUCACGAUAACAAAGUCGAAAAGCAUUGUAAUAAUAAUAUCUAAUAAAUAUGUAAUGCAAAUUCAACAUUCUGACACGCAACAUAGAUGGAUGAUAUAAGCUGAAGUGUUGAAGUGGUGCCAUUGGAAUUGUGAAUCCAUCAGAAAUAUAUGAACGCAACACACAUCAGUAAUAUUUACUAAGAAUGAAGCCAAAAUGAAGGGAAAUAUCUUUUAUAGCCAUAAAACCUACAGAAACAAAAAAGAAAAGUUCUAAUAAUCUCAAAUUUAAGUGUAAAAAUGUUUUUUAAUUGUAUUUUCACACCGUAAAAUGAAAGAAAAUGAUCAUGUGGGAAUGAUGCAAAAACCAGCACUUUUCAAUCUAAAUUAAACUGAGAAACAAAAAAAUUGAUAUCAAAGAAACCAUAUUCUACUUAUACACAAGUAAGAACACUUCGUAUAUAAACCUGAAUGAACAAGCGCAACUAAUUAACCAUUUAAGUUUACAUUACACAUUAGAUUCUCUUCUUUUUUUUUCUAUUUGAAAUGUUUUGUUUUUUUUAUAUGUUUAAGAAAGAAAAUUUUAUUUAUACAAAAAGAACUUGAGCAAGAUUAACAUUACAAAAAGGCUUUUCUUAGAUAUCAAUUUGAUAAUUAGAAAUAAUUCUAUGAUUAAAUGUAAAUUUUUUCUAAUUAAGUAUGAGAAGAAAAAGUCGCCAAAGUUGAUUGUGAAAAUGAAAUGUCCAGCCCUUUGGUUGUUUGUUGAGAAACACGUUUAGCUAAUUACAUGUAAUCGUAAUUAAAAAUCCUAUUUUUAACUGUUAAGAUCAUCACAAUUGUUAUUUAAAAUUGAAAUUGCACAAGCUUCUCUCAGUUAGAUAUUUAUAUGAUGAUGAUGAUGGAAACGUCAGACUUUUAUUCUCCUAUAUUUAGCAACAAGCACUUAUGUGUGUUAUCUAUCUAUUUAAUUAUUUAAAUAGCAUUUCGCGAUGAAACUUAAAAGAGAAAGAUUUCAAAGAAAACUUUAAUCACUAUACGAUGCUUUUAAUACUGAAAUUUAUGUUCAAUACAAUUUUAUAUAUUUAAUGAUAAGAAGUUCCCGGUGAAUCACGUGUAACAUUUUGUACUGUUAGCUAUCUAAAUAUUUAAUUGUAUUUAUCCUUUAUGACUUUGAAGUCCAUUGUGGAAAUGCUAAAAUCGUUCAGCUAGAAAAAUUAUUUCUUAUCCCUCAACAUAAUUCUUCGAAUCUCAACUUUUCCAAUUGUAAAGAAACUCUCGAAGAUGAUAUGUUUGCUUGAGCAGUGGAGAGACUCUUAAAAAUUAUUUGGCAAACUCUGAAUGAAGAACAAACUGUAGAAUAUCUCAAUUAUGAUAUUUUAAAUGUAUUCCAAAGCAAUUUAUGUAUGCGGAAUGUCCUCUCUUACUCUUACUUUGACAAAUUUAAAUAAUUGACAUAAAUGAUACAUGAUAAACUUUGACAUGAAGAACAAUUAUGAUAAUCCCCAAAUUUUGGGUCAAUGAAGAAAAGUAAUAAAACAUUUAAUGAAAAUUUACAUACAAAAAAAAUUA
Clunio marinus is the source of this 5484-nucleotide messenger RNA. The record is from the annotation of a GenBank genome assembly. NCBI's taxonomy places the organism in Eukaryota, Metazoa, Arthropoda, Insecta, Diptera, Chironomidae.